UCAGCCAACUCUCCAUCUGCUGCUAGCGUUUUUUAUUAUUUUGUAAACUUUUCCAUAUUUUCAAACAGCUGUAAGAAUUUAUUCGCUUUCCAGCGGUCUGGCAACCCUGACCACAACCUUGCUGCAUUUUGGGCUCCAACGUUCUAACGAUGAACUAACUAAUAUAUAUAAAUCAAAAUUGUAAGCGACUGGGCUCCAGGAACAGAUAGACAAAUACCCAGACUUGUAAACGAGAGGAUCAGAUUUUGUUUUUGAGCAAACCCCAGCAGAAAUGGGCAACACAGCGAUCACCCGGGUGCAGAUGGAGGCCACCAAGAGUGUGCCGGUGGACCAUGCCAAGUACAUGAGCGGAGCCGCCGGUUCUCCGCCGCCGGAAUGUCCCAUGCACCAGAAGCACGGAGAUGGCAAUGCGGCGAAGUCCGCCUCCGCCGUGCCCCCACAUCCCAAAAUGCAGUCGGCAUCCGAGUGUCCGGUGCAGCAUGACAACAGCGACGUGAAUCCGCUGAACAUGAUGCCGCCGGCCAACCAACAGCCAGCGGCGGAUCAGCCCUUCCCACUGCCCACAGACCGCCAGACGUCGACCAUUCCCAAGGUCACCGAGGACGGAACCGUCCAGUUCUGGCAGUACCCCAGCCAGCAGAUGUUCUGGAACGCCAUGCUGCGCAAGGGCUGGCGCUGGAAGACCGAGGAUGUCUCGCAGAAGGACAUGGGCGACAUCAUCCGCAUCCACAACGCCAACAACGAGCAGGCCUGGCAGGAGGUGCUCAAGUGGGAGGCGCUGCACGCCAAGGAGUGCGGCAAUCCGCGCCUCAAGAGCUUUGGCGGCAAGGCCAAGGACUUCAGUCCACGUGCCCGCUUCCGCAGCUGGCUGGGAUAUGAGCUGCCUUUUGAUAGACAUGAUUGGAUCGUCGAUCGUUGCGGCAAGGAUGUGCGCUACGUCAUCGACUAUUACGACGGCGGUCUGGUGGACAAGGACUACCGCUUCGCUCUGCUGGACGUGCGUCCUGCCAUGGACUCCGUGGACAACGUUUGGGACAGGAUGCGAGUGGCCUACAUGCGCUGGAGGUUCGAGCUGACCGAGAAGUUUGGCGACCGCGAUGGAGGCAAAGUGACCGCCGGUAGCGACUAGAUGAAUUGCAUAUUAAGAUGAUCGGUAUCUGUACAAAAUCGGCUUAAGUUAUCGGAUGCGACUGGAGUUGUAGUUGAAUGCGUUUAAACCGUUGUGGGCGAGUAGUGAAUUCCUUCUCUGUCCUCAAAUAAACUUUAAUUUCUGACUUCUGAACACCCAAA
Drosophila gunungcola (fruit fly) is the source of this 1290-nucleotide messenger RNA. It is a transcript of the gene Cchl, whose product is annotated as holocytochrome c-type synthase. The transcript has 3 exons. Gene Ontology annotation, molecular function: holocytochrome-c synthase activity. Lineage: Eukaryota; Metazoa; Arthropoda; Insecta; Diptera; Drosophilidae. Gene Ontology annotation, cellular component: mitochondrion. Gene Ontology annotation, biological process: cytochrome c-heme linkage. The record is from RefSeq and is a predicted model, not a curated record. The coding region runs from base 272 to 1129 and encodes 285 amino acids.